UGUUUCGAGAUGUUCCCCCGCUCGAGUGUGUGUAGACUCGGGUGGAGAAGCGUGAGAUUGAGCAGGAAAGCCACUCGUGCAGCUGCUUCUGCGCAGACGCUGCGCCGCUACAGCACUGAUGUGUGUGAACGGGAUCGCAGCUUGUUUGGGCUUCUGUUUGACAUCGACGGGGUGCUGGUACGUGGACGCACGCCCAUCCCUGCAGCCAAACAGUGUUUCAGGAACCUGGUGGACGGCGACGGAAAAUACAAGGUUCCCGUGGUGUUUGUGACGAAUGCGGGAAACUCUCUCCGAGAAACCAAGGCCGAGCAGCUGUCUCACCUUCUGGAGGUCGAGGUGUCGGCAGACCAGGUGGUGCUGUCCCACAGUCCUCUGCGGGUUUUCACUCAGUUCCAUGAGCUGUGUGUGCUGGUGUCCGGACAGGGGCCCGUGGUGGAGGUUGCACACAAUGUAGGUUUCAAGAACGUUGUGACCAUUGACAUGCUCAGGGAGGCCAAUCCUCUCCUGGAUGUAGUGGAUCACAAUCGCAGACCCAAAGACAUGAUUCCCCCGUCUAAGGAUUUGCCACCAAUAGAUGCUGUCGUCCUGUUCGGUGAGCCUGUCAGGUGGGAGACCAACUUACAGCUGAUCACUGAUGUGCUCUUGACCAAUGGGAGGCCAGGAAACCCCGUGACAUCACUGCAUUACCCACACAUCCCUGUGCUGGCCUGCAACAUGGAUCUGCUGUGGAUGGCCGAAGCCAAAAACCCUCGAUUCGGUCACGGCAUGUUCCUUGUGUGCCUGGAGAGCAUCUAUAAGAAGAUAACAGGCUGUGAGCUAAAGUACGAGGCUCUGAUCGGGAAGCCCAGCGUUGUGACUUACAACUAUGCUGAACUGCUCAUUAGAAAACAAGCUGAGCAACUGGGCUGGACUCGACCAGUCGAGAGACUUUACGCCAUUGGUGACAACCCAAUGGCUGAUAUUUAUGGUGCAAACCUGUACAACCGCUACCUCAAAGCAAUGCAUCACACCCGUGCACAGGUGCAGGCGCAGGGCGGCUCGAGCAGCCAGGUGACCAGCGACCUGCAGUGCGACGCAUCCGACGAUGCCAAGCACUCCGGACGGGUGAUGGUGGGAGGCUCGUUCGAUCACCGUCUGCCCGAAGGCUGCAGCUCCAUCCUGGUCUGUACGGGCGUCUACAACCACGAUCAGCAGGACUUGCCCUCCGACCCGGAGCAGACGGUCACGGAGCAGCAGAUUUUCCACGGUCACCGGGACUUCCGCUUCGACCCCAGCCUGACCCAGCCUUCCUUUGUCGUCCAUGACGUUCGGGAUGGAGUGGAGUUGGUCUUCCAGCUGGAGGGUUGGUCACUGCAGUAAAUCAUCAAAUAUUAUGCCAUAUCUACAUGCGAUGCAUCACGACUUGUCUUAUCGAAAUCAAUCCUGAUUAUAAUUCCUGUCUACACAGGAAGUGUCCAUUGCGACUUCAGAUUUUUCUAUUUUUGUUUGUUGCGUCUUUUGAUUAAUUUUGAGAGCUAUUUGAGCCAUUUUACUUUUCCUGUCAGUCUGAAAUGAUUUUACUUACAAAUAUCAAAUAUGUGACCCUGGACCACAAAACCAGUCAUAAGGGUCAAUUUU
This is a messenger RNA of Sinocyclocheilus grahami, 1617 nucleotides long. RefSeq names its product cat eye syndrome critical region protein 5 homolog. The transcript has 8 exons. The record is from RefSeq and is a predicted model, not a curated record. Gene Ontology annotation, biological process: glycerophospholipid biosynthetic process. The coding region runs from base 10 to 1359 and encodes 449 amino acids. Gene Ontology annotation, cellular component: mitochondrion. NCBI's taxonomy places the organism in Eukaryota, Metazoa, Chordata, Actinopteri, Cypriniformes, Cyprinidae.